Messenger RNA from Carassius carassius (crucian carp), 1379 nucleotides. RefSeq names its product tripartite motif-containing protein 16-like. Gene Ontology annotation, molecular function: protein binding. Lineage: Eukaryota; Metazoa; Chordata; Actinopteri; Cypriniformes; Cyprinidae. The coding region runs from base 240 to 1298 and encodes 352 amino acids. The record is from RefSeq and is a predicted model, not a curated record. The transcript has 6 exons.
UACGUCCUUGUUUUGUUUGUGCACAUAGUUCAGGCUCGUGCCUCAGAAACUCCGUGUGGACUGGGGAAUGGUUACGUAUAUUAUAAAGAAGAAGAAGCUUUGGAAAAUCGCCUAAUGUAAAAUUAAUAAAAAAUGAACGCAGUACUAGCAUCUAUAAUGUUCACUCUGUUUCUGGAAUCAUGAAGGAGUAUUAAAAUAAAUAAAUAAAUAAAUAAAAUCCACAGAACCAGGUCGAGAAGAUGCAGAGAACAAACACGCAGAGAAUCCAGGAGAAACAGAAAACAAUAGAGGAGCUGAAACAGGUUGUGAACACACUGAAGCACUCUGCUCAGACAGCAGUGGAGCACAGUGAGAAGAUCUUCACUGAGCUCAUCCUGUCUAUCAAUAAAAGACAGCAUGAGGUGACACAGCUGAUCAGAGAUCAGGAGAGGACUGAAGUGAGUCGAGCUGAAGGACUCCUGGAGCAGCUGGAGCAGGAGAUUGCUGACCUCCAGACAGACACAGAGCUGGAUCAACAUCCACACACAGAGCAACAUUUUCCUUUUAAGAAACUCUCCGAUUCUUCUGAAUAUGAUCAGUCAUCCAGUAUGACUGUUAAUCAUAUUCUGUUUGAUGGACUGAGGAAAUCUCUCUCUGAUUUAAAACAACAUUUUGAAGAUUUUUGUCAGGAGGAGAUCAGUAAUAUCAUCUCUGAUGUGGUAAGAAUUCAGAUUUUACCAUUAACCAGAAUCAGGAAUCACUUUAAACAAUAUUUUUGUAGCUUUACCCUUGAUCCCAACACAGCAGUUGAAGACCUCAUCCUCUCUGAGAACAACAGACAGAUGACAUCCUCUGGGCAUUUAGGGAUUUAUAAGUUCCCCUACAAGGUGUUUUGCAAGGAGAGUGUGUUUGGACGCUGCUAUUGGGAGGUGGAGUGGAGCGGGAGAUGUGUGCAUAUAUCAGUCUCAUAUAAAGAAACGAGUGGCAGAGGAAAGGGAUUAGUUGGAACGUUCGGAAACAACAACACAUCUUGGAGUCUGCAGUGUUUUCCCAAGCCUGUUUUCUGGCAUAAGAGCAUUAAAACAGAGAUCUCAAGACCUCUGUCCUCUAGGGUGGGUGUGUUUGUGGACUACAGUGCAGGGACUCUGUCUUUCUACAGUGUCUCUGAAACAGUGACCCUCUUACACCGCGUCCAGACCACAUUCACUCAACCCCUGUAUCCUGGGUUUUGGUUCAGCGCAUCAGGUUCUGGAGAUCUGCUUAAUCUAGACAACUCAAACACCAGUGUGUUCUCCUCAGUGAAACUGUGUGAUCCAUAAACAAGUUUUGUGUUCCCCUUAAUUAAAUGCAGCAUUCCGUAUAUAUAAAUAUUAACAUACACAAUUUAACACAUAUAUAAA